AUGUCCACUCGUUUCUUGUCGCUCCUUUCCGCCCUCUCCUACGCUCACGUGGCACUGGGAGGGCCACUUCUUGGUUCUAUUCUCAACCCUUUGGAGGAUGCCCUUGGCACGAUUGUUUCCGGCGGUGGUUUGAUUGAGGGCACGCUGGGCCAGGUGGGAGGUCUGCUCGGCGUGGACCAGGAAUUUGACUAUGUGGUGGUUGGCGGAGGAACCGCUGGCAAUGCGAUUGGUGUCCGUCUCGCCGAGGCUGGCUUCUCUGUCGCGAUCAUUGAGGCGGGCAUCUUCUAUGAGCUUGGGAAGCCGGUCCUUGGCUCGACACCGGCCGGAGCCUUCUUUGGCGUCGGGGGGAAAUUGAUCGAUACCCUGCCAACUGUCGACUGGUCGUUCUUGACGGAGCCUCAGGCGGGCGCGAACAACCGCGAGGUGCACUACGCGCAAGGACGAUGCAUUGGCGGAUCCUCUGCGCUGAACUUUAUGAUCCAUCACCGUGGGUCGGAGGGCUCGUACGCCCAGUGGGCUGAUUUGGUCGGCGACGACAGCUACCUGUUCGAGAACUUCUUGCCCUACUUUGAAAAGAGUGUCACCCUGACAGAGCCCAACAACGACAUCCGCAGGGAUAAUGUCACGACCGUCUACGACACCGAUGUCUUCCAAGAGCCCGGCACUGGCGGUCCCAUCCAGGUCGGCUACACCAACUGGGUGUCUUCUUGGGCUACUUGGCUCGAGAAGGGUCUGCAGGCCGUCGGCAUGGAGCGGACAGAUGGGUUCGCCAGCGGCAGGCUGAUGGGAUACCACUACUCGCAAGCCACCAUCCGGGCGUCGGACCAGACGCGCAGCUCGUCCGCGCAGUAUGUGUACAAGGCAAAAAAGUCCAGCGCCAAGAAGAAGCUCAAGGUCUUCACGCAGACGCUGGCCAAGAAGGUCCUCUUUGACAAGAACAACAAGGCUACCGCGGUCGAGGUGAGCAUGCUCGGCGCUCUUCCCACGUACAAGAUCAAGGCCAAGAAGGAGGUCAUCGUCUCCGCUGGUGCCUUCAAGUCGCCUCAGCUGCUCAUGCUGUCUGGCAUUGGCCCCGAGGCCACGCUCAAAGAGCAGGGUAUCCCCAUCGUCAAGGCUCUCGAGGGCGUCGGCCAGAACAUGUGGGAUCACAUCUUGUUCGGCCCCUCGUACCAGGUCAACUUUCCCACGCUCGACAAGACCCUCCACGAACCCGUCGCGCUGGCCGAUGCGCUCCUCGACUACUCCAUCAAGGCUCAAGGUCCCCUUAGCUCCAACGUGGUUGAGUUCCUCGGCUGGGAGAAGCUCCCCGAGAAGUACCGCAAGGACUUUAGCGAGGCCACGCGCGAGGCGCUGUCCUGGUUCGCCGACGACUGGCCCGAGGUCGAGCAUAUUUCCGGCAACGGCUGGAUUGGUGACUUUGCCUUCCCUGUGCUGCAGCAACCUCUCGAUGGCAAGCAGUAUGCCACCAACCUGGGCGCCAUGGUCGCUCCCCUGUCGCGAGGCAACGUAACCCUCAAGAGCAACAGCCCGCUCGCCCCGCCCAGCAUCAACCCCAACUGGCUCACCCACCCCGGUGACCAAGAGGUUGCCAUCGCCUGGUACAGACGCAUGCGCGAGGUCUGGGAUACGCCCGAGCUCCGCUCGAUCCGCGUCGGUGACAAGGAGGACUACCCUGGCCUCGAGAACCAGACGGACGAGGAGAUUCUGAAUGUGGUGCGCUCGUCGCUCAUGACGGUGUGGCACGCGGCGUGCACGUGCAAGAUGGGCAAGGAGGAGGAUUCCAUGGCCGUCAUUGACAGCAAGGCCCGCGUCUUUGGUGUCGAGGGUCUGCGUGUUGUUGAUGCGAGUGCCUUCCCGCUGCUGCCUCCUGGUCACCCGUCGUCGACGAUUUACGCUCUCGCGGAGAAGAUCGCCGACGCUAUCAUCAACGAGGAGUAG
Molecule: messenger RNA, 1938 nt
Organism: Emericellopsis atlantica
Lineage: Eukaryota; Fungi; Ascomycota; Sordariomycetes; Hypocreales; Bionectriaceae
Exons: 2
Coding region: 1-1938 (645 amino acids)
Biological process (GO): secondary metabolite biosynthetic process
Molecular function (GO): oxidoreductase activity, acting on CH-OH group of donors; flavin adenine dinucleotide binding
Source: RefSeq, a predicted model, not a curated record